Clarias gariepinus (North African catfish) is the source of this 368-nucleotide messenger RNA. Its product is annotated as NADH dehydrogenase [ubiquinone] 1 beta subcomplex subunit 1-like. The record is from RefSeq and is a predicted model, not a curated record. Lineage: Eukaryota; Metazoa; Chordata; Actinopteri; Siluriformes; Clariidae. Bases 74 to 250 code for a protein of 58 amino acids. Gene Ontology annotation, cellular component: mitochondrion. The transcript is spliced from 3 exons.
ACACAGUUGGUAUGGUCCAACGACCUCCGCUAGAGCAGCCUGAUAGCAGCUAGCAAAGCUAAACAACGGCAUCAUGGUGAACUUUGCAGCGAUGGUUCGUGAGCACUGGGUGAACGUCCUGGUCCCACUGGGCUUUGUCAUAGGUGUCUACCUCGACAGGUGGAACGAUCAGAAACUGACCACGUUCAGGAACAAAAGCGCGUUAUACAGCAGGGAACUGAAGCCUGGUGAGGAGUACACCUGGAAAUGAAACCAUCCUCCUUGUAUUUAUUGGACCUCCCGCUUGCUUUAAUUCGUCUUUGUCAUUCUCAAAACUGUAAAUGAGUUGUCAAACAUUUUUGGUGUAAAAUAUAAUGAUACAAAAAAAA